Messenger RNA from Pollicipes pollicipes, 2951 nucleotides. Its product is annotated as lateral signaling target protein 2 homolog. The transcript is spliced from 8 exons. The record is from RefSeq and is a predicted model, not a curated record. Bases 69 to 1688 code for a protein of 539 amino acids. Lineage: Eukaryota; Metazoa; Arthropoda; Thecostraca; Pollicipedomorpha; Pollicipedidae. Gene Ontology annotation, molecular function: metal ion binding.
CGGACGGGUCGCGGUCCGACGACGUGUCGACUGUCGGGUGCAAGCUCAUCAGCCUGCUGCCAAGCCGCAUGGUGCACCUGCGUCGCGAGCGCGAACAGCUGGCGCAGCGCAUCGCCGAGCUGCAGCGGCAGAAUGAGCGCAUCGAGCAGAAACUAGCGCGCAUGCGCACGGAGCGUAGCGAGCACCGGCGCCGCGGCCGCGAGGAUAGCACGGCCAAGCGGCACCUGGAGCAGCGCGUGCAGGAGCUGGAGCUGCGCGUGCAGCAGGAGCAGGCGCUCCGGAUGCAGCCCAGUCCUUACUUCACGGAGACAGUCGGUAUGGCAGACGCUGCCGAGAAUUCUGAGACGCCAUCAGGCAACAGCGUCCCAGCCGCUUGUAGCGGUGUUGCGAACAAUGCCCGCCUCAGCGGGAGCAGCGCCACCGUCGCGGCAAGCAGCACACACGGCUCUGACGCGUCGGAGGCUACGCUCGUGGAGUCGGGCGGUGACGCUGGCCCGUUGGAGCCAGCUGACACCACUCUCACGGACCGUCACCUCGCAUCGACGGGAGGCAGCCUCACGGCUCGAAACGAGAUAACGGUCACAGAACACAGUGAAGCCUCCGGGCAGGAAGAAGUCGACGUCACAGAGCGAAGGGAAGAAGCUGUCACAGGGCGCAAUAACGCCAAGGAACAGGACGUGGCCCCUGUCACAGCGAGGAGCGCGGCCAUGGAGCGGAGAGAAGCCACUGACACAGAGCGGAGAGGGGUCACGGCCACAGAACGAAACGACGUCACGGAACAGGCCGUGCCCACUGCUGCAAGGCGGAGCGAAGCAGCGGAGGCGGACAACGACACAGGCAGAAGCCACGACCAGGAACGGAACGAGUCAGACCAGCCUGGGGAGGCCUGGCAGGGGAGCGCCGCGGAGCAGGCCGCGGUGCCGAGCGGCAGCGGCAGCGCCGCGGCCGGGGCGACGGGCAGCGAGCCGGGCGAGUCCGAGUUCGGGCGACUGCAGCGCCACCUGACCGACGCCAGGGCACAGCUGCGCUCCGUCCAGGCGGACUGCAGCACGGCCAGGCGGGAGCUAGAGCGGAUGCAUGCCCAAAUGAGCAGCGACGACCUCGCCCGGGCUCCACCCGCCAAGGAUUUGAAGGAGUCGGCGCACGCUUCUGACGAACUACAGGAUUGUCGCCCCGCGGUGUGCUGCGCAUGGCACGGUGGACGCAUGAACUACGAGGAAUUCAAAAGACGUCUGGCCGGCCCGCUCGACCGCCGGCCCGCGUCCGGUACGGCCGGCAAACACCGGACCCGGCGCCUCGCCAGCUGCCAGAGCUGUCAGGCCCCGUUCCGUUUGCUGACCGCCCGCCGACACGGCUGCCGCUCCUGCGCCGGUGUGUUCUGCAGGGGGUGCGCCUGCGUCGUGAUCCACCAGGCGAGGCGGAAAGUGAGAAUCUGCGUGGAAUGCUUCUACAAGCUCACUCAGCCGUCACAGUCUUCGGAAAAGGACCCACGAGGCGAAGAAGGUGUUUCCCGCUGCGCCGACAGAGCGCGGCUGUCCGGAGGCUGUCGGCCGCCGGCCGGGGGGACGGGUCGGUCCGGCGCACCCUCCAGCUCCAGGUCCGGCCGCCUGCGAGACGGACGCCUCGGGCGGGCCGCCUCCGAACCGGCCGGCAGCAGCGGCGCAUCUGCCGUCAGCGACAGGUGCUGACGUCACAGUUGAAGAGCUACCUGUCUAGAAGGCAGAGGUAUUGUGCAAAGCCUGGCUCGAACCCUAGUCGUGUUGGCAGCCGUGUAACUCCGUAUGGUGACAGGGACGCCCUGUGGUCGAUAUACAGGCGCCAGCCUUAGGCACAGAAUCCCUACUCGGUACUGAAAAUGCCAUCUAGUCGAAACGUCAGGACAGACUGGCGUCCUGUUCGUCAGAACAGACCAGCGUCCUGUUCGUGUGCAUUUGCUCACAACCCGAGGCCGCCCCCGAAGGUGGCAACCGACAGCGCGACACGCGAGCACUCGGGGCGUCUUGCCAUCGAUCGUUAGAAAAGCGUUCAUGCCGGCUCCACGGCUCGGGGUGCUGGACACGCCGGAGUCGGGGGAGCGUCGCCAGGAGACCGAGGCGCCGGGCGCGCCGAAGUCAGCCACGGUCCGAGACCGGCGUCGGACGCGCCGGAGUCAGCCACGGUCCGGACCGGCGCAGGACGCGCCGGAGUCAGCCACGGUCCGAGACCGGCGCCGGACGCAGAACGUUCACGGCACCGCCGUGCCUUCGAGAUGUGAUAUAUUGCGCUUGUGUGAUGAAAGCUUUGCACGUGCGUUUUCGUCGUCCGCCACUCUUUCAUAUCUAUGAUUGGAGGUAAGCGACAGACAUCAUCGCUCGACAGCCCCGAUCAUCUUCCACUGGGGCCGGAAAAGGUCUGUGUUAACCCGGCAGACUUUCUUCGUACUUACCGAGCGCAACCUGGCAUCUUGUCAGCCCACCGUGAAUUACAGCACAGCGAAUUGCGCAUCCUCCUGAACUACACUACACAUUAACGAUGCAGUCUUUACGCCAGGUUACAUAUACCCGUAGCUUUCAGGUUGGUUGCGCUUAGCGGACGAGCUCAUGCCGGUCACAUGAUGCGCGAUCCAGCGCUUAGUUUGUUCGUUAGCGCUCAGUGUGCGGUGAAGGCCUGUAAUGGUGGCACUGACGCGCUGCCGGCCUAUUGUCGGCCGGUAGCCUAUUGUCAAUCCACUUCACGUGCCGCGCACAGGAGUCCGAGCGGUGCUCACGCAUGGUUGGAAAGCCUUUCUUGCCACAUAUCUAUUACAGCUCUGACUUUAGGAACACAUCUAGGUGUGUUGACUGUGUUCGAUUUGUUGUGCUUGUCCAUCUGUACCCUAUAAUUUCCAUCAUGGAGAGUUGUGCUUCUUGCUGGUUUCUUGCCAUCGUGGAGUCGGGCAUUCGUUUUCAUGCUCAAUGUUUUCAAUAAACGAA